AUGUCGUUCGUCGGGUCGUCAGGUUUUUCUGUCCAAGGAGGCGCCCAUAAUUACGUUCAAGGGGACCAAAUCUACGGAAACCAGAUCAACAACAACACGACCAUUCAGAUUAUCAGUCAAAGAAACAAGAAACGUACGAAAUACGACGAGUACCACGAAAUCAAACGUGGCGAUAUCUACCUGCUGAAAGACCUGCACUCCGCGAUGUACCCCGGGCGAUGGAACGGAGAUCGACGGGAAUGGAUCAUGGACUUCCAAGCCGAGAGGGCGUUCUGCACCGCAGAGAUUCGUCGUCUGUCAACCACGUCAAGGUUCACAGCGGUGUCCUAUAGCGGACCUGACUUAAGAAAGGUGCGUAGUGGCAAUUUGGUUCGAAUCGUGCUCGCAUGCUCAACGUUAUCCCUAAGGCAUGGAGAAAAGACUUUCAACGAUUCUUCCAAAGUCGGUGCGUCAGUGACAGGCUUUUCAUAA
Messenger RNA from Marasmius oreades (fairy-ring Marasmius), 471 nucleotides. RefSeq lists its product as uncharacterized. Bases 1 to 471 code for a protein of 156 amino acids. Lineage: Eukaryota; Fungi; Basidiomycota; Agaricomycetes; Agaricales; Marasmiaceae. The record is from RefSeq and is a predicted model, not a curated record. The transcript has 2 exons.